AAGGCCAUCAUGCUCUUCUCCGACUUCACAUCCCCGUCGACGUCGUCCAGAGUGGCGCUUGAAUCCGCUCUCCUCCAACGGCCCAACUCUCAUUAUCCCCGUUGAUCGAGCGAGACACGACUCGAAAGGAGGAACCACUUCAUCGUGUCCGCGUUCGUAUCUUGAGGCCCAAACGCGUCACGCAUUCCAUGGAACGUCGCCCGAUUAUCAGACACGCCGUCCUGUUUGUCCUGCUUCUGCUUUUUCGUUCGUCUUCUGCCUGUGCAAGCGGACCCAACUCUCAACACUCAAGCACACAUCGCCCGCCUUGCAUGACGCAUUGCGGCGCCGGACGUCGCGCGUAAAUCGUUUGCAUUCUCUACUUCGCGAGUAGGUUCGCGCACAGAAGACGCACAUCACCACACCGUUGGACUCCAGGAGUUUCUCCCAAACGGCUUCGUCCGUCUGGCGACUUCCGUUGCACCGUCCGAGCCACAGUCCCCUAGACUUGUCAGAACCUAAGCGCUUGUCUGACACCACACCUCCCCGAUGGAGUCGACGUCCGGGGUUGGUGAGGCUGGAAGCCCCGCUUCGCAGUCCCAUCAGCCGAUGGGUUUGUUCCUUCAGUCAACCCACCAGUCUCCCCGUAUGCAAGGCGAAGAUGCUUAUGACGGGGACGUGUUUGAGGCCGAGCACCCACAUGGGGCUGCCUUUACAACGAACACCCAUGUUAGCUCCGCCACGCGGAAAAAGGCCCCGAGUCCCUGGAGAUCCCUGGAGGGUUGUGAAGGUUUUGACGUGCGCACUUGGGUCGCCGCCCCGGCAAGCCUCCCGACAACGACGACGACGACGACGACGACGAGAACACUCGCGCCGCCGUUCGCCAAAAGUGAUUUCGGUAGUAAAGACAAUGGCAACCACAGCUCUCGCAGCUUCUCAGACCUGCCCUACGAGCUGCGCUCCAGGAUAUGGCGCAUGCAUCUCGAACGCCCCCGCAUUGUCAUCAUCAGGGGCGUCGUGGACGGCUCGGGCGUCGAGGUGUCCGGCAACGAGCUGGGCAACGUCGCCUGCAACGCCCACUGGUACUGCGAGAACAGGAGCCCGGUUCUCUUUCGCGUGUGCGCCGAGUCACGCCGCGAAGCGCUGUCCUUCUUCAGAAUUCAUCUGCCCAUGAGGUCAUCAGAGCCCGACACCCACGGCUAUCCUUAUCUGAAUCAGCGAAACCCGGCCUGGGACCGGAUCUACAUCAACCCUGACUGGGACCUCGUCCUGUACCAGGGCGCCUCCGGCACCCUGACAAUGCCCAUCCUUGCCAGCGACCUGCUCGCCUACGACCCCUUGGGCGAGGGGGUUGUUCACUACGGCUCCAACGACUGGCCCAAGAGCAUCUGGCACGUCAAUCCGGACCCCGGCUUUGGCAUGGCCACCCUGGAUGAGUCGUUUGCCUUUCUCAAAAGCUUCUUCUUGUGCACCCGAUCCACGUCAGACAUGGCCCGUCCGCUGGGAGAGGGCUACGUGCACGCCGUGGUGGGCGAGGUCGGCCGCGCUGGCAUGCGUGACUUUGGCCUGCACGCCGUCGACUGGACGCCGGCUUCGCGUCUCGUCGUGCGCACUCCCAACAAUAGCAUGAUCCGCAAGGCCCUGAUCUUUGGCAAGGGAGUCGAGCAGUCCAUCGUGAACAACCUCGUCACGGUCGAGAUGACAACCCGCGUCGAAAAGCCAUUGGCCGAGAGUCUCUGCUCGACGACGGACGGCUGGGUCAUUAGGCUGGCCUGGCAGCCGCCGGACCGCAGCAUCUCCCAUGUCAUGCACCUGACCACGGGCAUGGUGCGGCCACCAGACGAGGUGGGAUGUGGCAACACGUCUUCCGCAUCGGGGUAGGCUUCUAUAUCCGUUUGGGCCAUCUGCUGCCGC
Molecule: messenger RNA, 1893 nt
Organism: Colletotrichum destructivum
Lineage: Eukaryota; Fungi; Ascomycota; Sordariomycetes; Glomerellales; Glomerellaceae
Product: Putative 2EXR domain-containing protein
Exons: 1
Coding region: 529-1860 (443 amino acids)
Source: RefSeq, a predicted model, not a curated record